AUGCCACCUCUUCAGGUCUAUACACGUCGAUCUCACCCAUCUACUAAUAACAAUGACAUUUCUCUCCCUAAUGCAGGUACUUCUAGUGACUCACCUCCCGUUCCGUCAUCACCUACUUCGGUCAUGCCUUCAACUACAGAAGCUACUCCUCCUCUUGCUCUUCGAAAAGGUAUUCGCUCUUCCCGAAAUCCUCAUCCCAUUUAUAAUUUUGUAAGUUACCAUCGUUUGUCUCCUUCCUAUUAUACUUUUGUCUCUGUUGUGUCUGCUGUCUCCAUACCCAAGACAGUUAGAGAAGCAUUAGAUCAUCCUGGUUGGUGUAAUGCCAUGGUUGAGGAAAUGACUGCUCUGCAUAACAAUGGAACUUGGGAACUGGUAUCCUUACCACCUGGUAAGUCUACUGUUGGUUGUCGAUGGGUUUACACGGUUAAGGUGGGACCUGAUGGCAAAAUUAAUCGCCUUAAAGCUCGCCUUGUAGCUAAAGGUUACACAGAUUUUUGGGCUUGA
This is a messenger RNA of Manihot esculenta (cassava), 504 nucleotides long. RefSeq lists its product as uncharacterized. Bases 1 to 504 code for a protein of 167 amino acids. NCBI's taxonomy places the organism in Eukaryota, Viridiplantae, Streptophyta, Magnoliopsida, Malpighiales, Euphorbiaceae. The record is from RefSeq and is a predicted model, not a curated record. The transcript has a single exon.